AUGGAAUUAUCCAAAGAUAUUUCAUAUGUUCCUGCUGAGAAACUGAUGAAGCUGCAGAACCAGCGAGGUGGCCAGAUUUUCCUGCAGGAUAUCAAGAAACCAGACCGUGAUGACUGGGAGAACGGGCUGAAUGCAAUGGAGUGCGCUUUGCACUUGGAGAAAAGCGUCAACCACUCACUACUGGACCUCCACAAACUGGCCACGGACAAAAAUGACCCACACUUGUGUGAUUUCUUGGAGACUCACUACCUGGAGGAGCAGGUGAAGUCCAUCAAAGAAUUGGGUGACCACGUGACCAACUUGCGCAAGAUGGGGGCCUCUGAGUCGGGCAUGGCAGAGUAUCUGUUUGACAAGCACACGCUGGGGCACAGCAAGACCUAAGCCUUGCACUGGCUUUCCGGAGCCACAGCGACCUGGUUCCCCGGGGCACCGCUUGCAUGUUCGGGUGACUGUUACCUUUUCUAGAAAAUCCAAAACAACUAUUUCAGUCUUUGAUUUGUAUCAGACCUUCAAAUAAAGUAAUUUGGUACCC
Messenger RNA from Suncus etruscus (white-toothed pygmy shrew), 532 nucleotides. Its product is annotated as ferritin heavy chain-like. The transcript has 2 exons. The record is from RefSeq and is a predicted model, not a curated record. The coding region runs from base 1 to 381 and encodes 126 amino acids. Gene Ontology annotation, molecular function: ferrous iron binding; ferric iron binding. Lineage: Eukaryota; Metazoa; Chordata; Mammalia; Eulipotyphla; Soricidae. Gene Ontology annotation, biological process: intracellular iron ion homeostasis; iron ion transport. Gene Ontology annotation, cellular component: cytoplasm.